UUCAUCACCCUCUCCGUCGCCUCGGCCGCUGCCCUCGCUCGCCAUGCUCUCUGCCCGCGUCCCGCUCGCCACCAUCACCGACCAGCAGCAGCUGAGGGUGUCGCCGCUGAAGCGACUCAACCUGUCCGAGAAGGAGAACACGCCCCCGAGUCUCAGCGGGACCCGCAUCCUGGCGAGCAAGGCUGCGAGGAGAAUCUUGUUGGACCUGGCCGAACCGGAACGUAAAGAAUCUACUAAGCCCAGCGUUGAGGACGAGCCCUUACUGAGAGAAAAUCCCCGCCGCUUCGUGGUCUUUCCCAUCGAAUACCAUGAUAUCUGGCAGAUGUACAAGAAAGCCGAGGCCUCCUUCUGGACAGCUGAGGAGUUGGACCUCUCCAAGGAUAUUCAACACUGGGAAGCGCUGAAACCUGACGAGAGACAUUUUAUAUCUCACGUCCUGGCUUUCUUUGCGGCGAGUGAUGGCAUAGUCAAUGAAAACCUGGUGGAGCGCUUUAGCCAAGAAGUUCAGGUUACAGAGGCUCGCUGUUUCUAUGGCUUCCAAAUUGCCAUGGAAAACAUACAUUCUGAAAUGUACAGUCUCCUCAUCGACACUUACAUUAAAGAUUCCAAAGAGAGGGAAUAUCUCUUCAAUGCUAUUGAGACAAUGCCUUGUGUGAAAAAGAAGGCCGACUGGGCCCUGCGUUGGAUUGGGGACAAAGAAGCUACCUAUGGAGAACGAGUUGUGGCCUUUGCUGCUGUGGAAGGGAUCUUCUUUGGCUCUUUUGCGUCAAUAUUCUGGCUCAAGAAACUGGGACUGAUGCCUGGCCUUACGUUUUCCAACGAGCUUAUUAGCAGAGAUGAGGGUUUACACUGUGACUUUGCCUGCCUGAUGUUCAGGCACCUGGUACACAAGCCGUCGGAGCAAAGAGUACAAGAAAUCAUUAUCAACGCAGUGAGGAUAGAGCAGGAGUUUCUCACGGAGGCCCUGCCUGUGAAGCUCAUCGGGAUGAACUGCACCCUGAUGAAGCAGUACAUCGAAUUUGUGGCGGACAGGCUCAUGCUGGAGCUAGGGUUCAGCAAGAUUUUCAAAGUAGAAAAUCCAUUUGACUUCAUGGAAAAUAUUUCACUAGAAGGGAAGACAAACUUCUUUGAGAAGCGAGUGGGCGAGUAUCAAAGGAUGGGGGUGAUGUCAAAUUCAGCAGAGAAUUCUUUCACCUUGGAUGCUGACUUCUGAGUAAACUGCCUGCUCUUUGCUGAUUGUUCUCCCCUUGUCAUAAAAAAUCAGCAAAAGCAAUCAACUGGCUACACCAUGAAUUGUCAGUUAACCGGUAUCUAAGAACUGGGUAGCUACCUCAGUUGGUCCCUUUUAGCUAGUUGUGUCACUAGAAGAAGGAUGUUAAAGGUACUCGGAUUCUUAGGGGAGAUUCUGCCCUUGGCUUCUGUGGCCCCAAGCACCAACAGACCCAGGCUCUAAGAGGCGACCCUCCAGCAAACAGGAUUCAUUCAGCAUUUGUUGCCACAAGACUGUUUAAAAGAUGUGAGCCUCAUUCAUUGCUUCCCGUGGACUCUAGCGUUUACUAAGUUUGUAAAUAAAACUAGCACUUUGCACACAAACAUAGUACUGUCAAGGGGGAAAGCCUGCUUUAUUUGGUUUCUACAUCAAGCACUAAGUAGUGUUUUGUAAGUAGUUUUGCCAAGCUUAAUUCUUCAGUGAAUUAAUU
Molecule: messenger RNA, 1700 nt
Organism: Chionomys nivalis (European snow vole)
Lineage: Eukaryota; Metazoa; Chordata; Mammalia; Rodentia; Cricetidae
Product: ribonucleoside-diphosphate reductase subunit M2-like
Exons: 1
Coding region: 44-1213 (389 amino acids)
Biological process (GO): deoxyribonucleotide biosynthetic process
Cellular component (GO): cytosol
Molecular function (GO): ribonucleoside-diphosphate reductase activity, thioredoxin disulfide as acceptor
Source: RefSeq, a predicted model, not a curated record